Cydia strobilella is the source of this 1336-nucleotide messenger RNA. Its product is annotated as phenoloxidase-activating enzyme-like. Gene Ontology annotation, biological process: proteolysis. The record is from RefSeq and is a predicted model, not a curated record. Gene Ontology annotation, molecular function: serine-type endopeptidase activity. Bases 28 to 1314 code for a protein of 428 amino acids. Lineage: Eukaryota; Metazoa; Arthropoda; Insecta; Lepidoptera; Tortricidae. The transcript is spliced from 9 exons.
ACCGUGACCUGUGAGUGAGAAGUGGAAAUGCCGACAAUAUGGCUUCUUGCUGUUAUAACGUUGACUUAUUUAUAUGUUGUGGAAGGGCAAUCUCAGUGUUUAACUCCUGACGGCAAAGGCGGUGAAUGUAGAAGUAUAGUAGAGUGCCCAGAGCUCAGGAAAAUAGUAAACAAGACAAAAAUCACUCCCUACGAGUCGGACUUUCUGAUGAGAUCAGGAUGUGGAUUCGCAGGCGGCCUUCCUAAGGUGUGCUGCGCAACUACCAACACCUGCCUUACACCGGAGGGCAGCGAAGGCCAAUGUAUAAGCGUGUUCGAAUGUCAGCAUAUAGCGAUGAGAUUGCAAUCUCCGACUGUCUCGGAUAAGGAUAAAGCUUAUGUUAAUAGUAUAAGAUGUCACAGCCCCACAGGCUUCUUCGUGUGCUGCGGGCCAGAGUCGAAGCCCGGCCUUUGUGUGCCCUCCGCGGCACCUCCCCACCCUAGCAGCGGAUGCUGUGGGAUUGAUGGGAGCAGCGGCAACAAAAUAGUGGGCGGAAACGCAACAUCCAUCGAACAGUACCCGUGGUUAGCGAUCAUAGAAAAUAAAAGGAGUGACAUAACGAGGGUAGUUUGCGGGGGCGCCCUCAUUUCCGGCCGCUAUGUGCUGACGGCGGGCCACUGUGUAAAGGGCUUGGCCUCUAUCGUUGGGACACCAGCAAACGUGCGGCUCGGCGAAUACGACAUAUCAAACCCCGGUGCGGACUGCGUGCCCGUCGAAGGGGGGGACGGUAUGGACUGCACCGAAGAACCGGUGGUCAUACCUAUCGAAAGGGUGAUACCACAUCCAGGCUUCGAGCCGACUAAUCGAUUAAGAAGGAACGACCUCGCCUUGUUGAGAUUGUCGAGACUUGCACCUUAUACAGAUUUCAUCAGGCCCAUCUGCCUCCCAACGAGCGAUUCAACCGCCCACUUUCCGUCCACCGAGAGGCUAUUCGCGGCAGGCUGGGGGCCCAAUAACGAAACGCAUUCAAACAGUGAAGUCAAGCUGCACGUCGACUUGCCUUACAAGACCAUUGAGUCCUGUCAACCAGUUUACGACGUGCCAAAACGCCGCGUCACCUUGUGGGACAACCAGAUAUGCGCCGGAGGCGAAAAGGGCAGGGAUACGUGCAAAGGGGAUUCUGGAGGACCUCUAAUGUACGCCAAGACGGACAGGUUCGAGAUAGUGGGUGUCGUCAGUUUCGGCCCCACGCCGUGCGGCCUGGUGAACGUGCCCGGAGUAUACACUAAGGUGUCAGCGUAUUUGCCGUGGAUUAAGAGCACUAUUCAACCUUGAUCAAUGAUUACACAGAUUAUAC